UGUUUGAUUGUUGUUGUGUAAAAGCACAAUUUUAUUUGACAAGUCUCCAACUAACCUAAAAUGUAUUUUUCAAAAUAUUUAUGUAUUUAAACUAUUAAUGGUGCAAAGUUGCCCAAAAUGGAGGAAAAUAAGCAUUCUGAGGAUGAAACACAAAAGUCGGAACCUUCAAAUAUCUCUAGUGGCGAAAAUGAGUCGAAAAUUGAGUCAAAUGAACAACCUCCAGGUGAGGCGGUUAGUGCAGCUCCAUCCGAUCAAAAAUUAGAAGCGACAGAACUUUCAAAGGCCCCUAGUGGUGAAAAUGUAUCAAAAGCAGAGUCUACACAAGAUGCAGCGUCAUAUGACCCCAAAAACGUGCACUAUGAAGGGGAUUUAGCCGUCUACACUGACCCCAACACUGGCACCCAAUAUGAGUGGAGUUCUGAGAAAAGUGAGUGGCGUUUGCGGGAAGUUGUGUACAGUUUUGAAGGGGACACUCAUGUCUACACCGAUAAAGACGGUGUUAAAUAUUUCUGGGAUAAGGAGAAGAGUGCUUGGUUUCCAAAAGUGGACGAUGAGUUUAUGGCAAGGUAUCAAUUGAAUUACGGUUUUAUUGACAAUAAUACGCAAAAGGACGAGAAGAAGGUGGAGGAGGAGGACCCAAAACCGGAGAAAAGUGAACCUAAACCAAAAGCUGAGAAGCGGAAAGCUUCAGAACCGACUUGGUUUGAAGUUGAUGAGACCGAAAAUACAAAAGUUUACGUUAGUAAUUUACCGACGGAUAUAGAGGAGCAAGAAUUUGUGGAUUUGAUGCAGAAAUGCGGACUCGUGAUGAAGGACCCCACUAACGGUAGUUUCAAGAUAAAGUUGUACAAAGAGCCAGGUACRGGUUACCUUAAAGGCGACGCCCUUUGCACUUACAUUAAAAUAGAGUCAGUCGAAUUAGCCCUCAGUUUACUGGACGGUUACGACCACAAGGGCCAUAAAUUGAAAGUGGAGCGCGCCAAAUUCCAAAUGAAGGGCGCAUACGACCCCAAACUGAAGCCCAAAAUGAAAAAACGCAAAGAAAAACUCAAACUCAAAAAAAUGCAAGAGAAACUGUUUGAUUGGCGACCGGAAAAACACGCAGACGAGCGCGCCAAACACGAGAAAGUCGUCAUUGUGAAAAACCUCUUCGACCCGGCGAUUUUCGACACGGACGUGGGCCUCAUCCUGGAAUUCCAAGAGGACUUAAGAGAGGAAGUUUCCAAAAUCGGGGAAGUCCGGAAGGUUAUGAUUUACGACCGGCACCCAGAAGGAGUGGCUCAGAUCAACAUGUCGAGCCCUGAGGAGGCCGACGAGGUUGUAAAGUUGCUAAACGGUCGGUGGUUCAUGAAAAGACAACUCACCGCCGAGAUUUGGGACGGAAAAACUAAGUUUAAAAUCGCAGAAACUGACGCGCAGAUUAACGAACGGUUGGACAACUGGGACAAGUUUCUGGAGGAGGAUAAACCACAAAAUGAAUCGGCUCCAAAAUAAUUGUGUAAAUAUUAAUAAGCGAUAAAUAAAAAAUAAGUUUGAA
Messenger RNA from Tribolium madens (black flour beetle), 1537 nucleotides. It is a transcript of the gene barc, whose product is annotated as HIV Tat-specific factor 1 homolog. The record is from RefSeq and is a predicted model, not a curated record. The coding region runs from base 118 to 1494 and encodes 458 amino acids. Gene Ontology annotation, molecular function: RNA binding. Lineage: Eukaryota; Metazoa; Arthropoda; Insecta; Coleoptera; Tenebrionidae. The transcript is spliced from 3 exons. Gene Ontology annotation, biological process: mRNA splicing, via spliceosome. Gene Ontology annotation, cellular component: U2-type spliceosomal complex; U2 snRNP.